UAAUACAAGUAACUCUCUUUGUAGUCUGCUUGAGUAUGUCCUGCCUGCCUCGUCUCAAAUGGAUGAUAGGUCUGUCUUUGCAGUGCUUCCAGCUCAUGCCACCUUGGGGAGCAAGUCACUAGAAAUGGUAGCUAAAGAAAGCGUUAUUAGGUCACUUGUUUUCAUAAUAUUUAGCACUUACCUUCAGAGCUUUUUGCAGACAUUAACUAAUCUUUAUACACCCCUGGAAGGGAGAUAAGUAGUCGUGACUAGCAUCAUUUUCCAGAGUACUAAAUGGAUUCACAGAUUAUUUUUACCCAUGGCCAUAGAGACUCUGGAUUUCUUAGACUGGAGACCCAUGGUUAUAGAACCAGAUGCCUCCAUUCUCGGUAGAGUUCUAUGGACAUUGAUGUGUAUAUUUGAUUUUAUAUAUAUACCAUGAGAGUAAUGAGACUUAACAUUUCCAAUUUUAAAAUAUACCUACAGGUCUGUUGCAUCUUACACGCAUUUAAUGUGCGCGAUUUUAGCUUUACGCGGUCAGCAAAAAAAAAAAAAAGAGAAAAAUAACAAUUUAAAUACUGUUCCUGUAGUGCGGGCGAUUCCGCCCGCCAUUACACUCGAUGUAAUUUUGACUAUACACGGUUUUUGCUUUACGUGCUGACCGCAGAACGUAACCCCAGCGUAAGAUGAGACAGACCUGUAUACUGAUGCAGAGAGUACUUGGCCAGUCAUCCUUUUGGUGCCUAUAAACAUCAAAUGGUAACGUGAAUCAUUGUAAUGUGUAUGGUGUUUAAAUGUGAAGAAUUAUAUACUAAGGGACAAUUGAAAUCAAUGGUGAAGCUCCGAUUAAUGUCAAUGGGAUGAAUCUGGAGCCCUAACUGUACUUGGAAUACAACAAAAUAUUGAAAGAUUGUAUGGGAGAUUCAAGGGUUACAGAGGGGGAUUUUCCCUAAUUUAUCAUAUUUAAGAGUGUGGUCCCUGUUUUCUACUCUCAGAAUGGUGAGUUCAGUUUAUUUUAAUGUGUGUCUUUCUGUCUGGCUAGGCUUUUAUAAAGCUGCACAUCACGGUGGUAUCUGAGUUCUGUUAUUAGAUAGAUAAUAAAAAUGAAAAUGCCUUUACGUUCUGAGCAAAUUUUAAUGGUAUUUUUUCUCUAACUUGUCUGUUACAGAAUGGUAAAUAACGCUGAAGACCCCUGAGAGGUUUUCUGACUUGCCCUCCUCAUGUAAAGUAUGCUCAGAACCUUUCCAGUAGUGCUGCUGGAAACCAUGUCUCACUACACAGAUGAACCCAGAUUUACUAUAGAGCAGAUAGAUCUGCUUCAGCGCCUGAGACGUACUGGAAUGACCAGACACGAAAUCCUCCACGCCUUGGAAACCUUGGACCGUCUCGAUCAAGAGCAUAGUGACAAGUUUGGAAGAAGGUCUAGCUAUGGAGGCGGUUCCUAUGGCAACAGUACCAACAAUGUCCCAGCAUCUUCCUCUACAGCCACAGCUUCUACACAGACUCAGCAUUCUGGGAUGUCCCCGUCACCUAGCAACAGUUACGACACCUCCCCACAGCCUUGCACUACUAAUCAGAAUGGGAGGGAGAGUAACGAGAGGUUGUCAGCAUUCAAUGGGAAGAUGUCACCCACUCGCUAUCCACUUGCAAACAGCUUGGCUCAAAGGUCGUACAGUUUUGAAGCCUCUGAAGAGGACUUGGACGUAGAUGACAAAGUGGAAGAAUUGAUGAGGAGGGACAGCAGCGUGAUAAAGGAGGAAAUCAAAGCCUUUCUUGCCAAUCGGAGGAUUUCCCAAGCAGUUGUUGCACAGGUAACAGGUAUCAGCCAGAGCCGGAUCUCUCAUUGGCUGUUGCAGCAGGGGUCAGACCUGAGUGAACAAAAGAAAAGGGCAUUUUACAGAUGGUACCAGCUUGAGAAGACGAACCCUGGGGCUACGUUAAGUAUGAGACCUGCUCCAAUCCCAGUAGAAGAGCCAGAAUGGAGACAGACGCCUCCCCCAGUCACAGCUACCUCUGGGACCUUCAGACUACGGCGAGGCAGUCGGUUCACAUGGAGAAAGGAGUGCCUGGCAGUUAUGGAAAGUUACUUCAAUGAGAAUCAAUAUCCUGAUGAGGCAAAGAGAGAAGAAAUUGCAAAUGCCUGUAAUGCAGUUAUACAAAAGCCAGGCAAAAAGUUGUCAGAUUUGGAGCGAGUUACCUCCCUUAAAGUGUACAACUGGUUUGCCAACAGGAGAAAGGAAAUCAAGAGAAGAGCCAAUAUCGAAGCAGCAAUCCUGGAGAGCCAUGGCAUAGAUGUACAGAGUCCCGGAGGCCAUUCCAAUAGCGAUGACGUCGAUGGGAAUGACUAUUCAGAGCAGGACACUUGGCAAGUACGCAAUGGGGAGGAGGAGGGAAGAUGUUCAGAGGGAGGCAGAGAAGCAGAGAAGGUAGAAGAAGACAGGAGGAUCUGCUCCAAACAAGAUGACAGCACUAGCCAUAGUGACCACCAAGAUCCCAUUUCAUUAGCCGUGGAAAUGGCAGCAGUAAACCACACCAUCUUGGCAUUGGCCCGGCAAGGAACCAACGAAAUCAAGACAGAGGCCCUAGACGACGACUGAUACAAAGAAGGGGGAGGGUCAAAGAAAGAAGUAACUUAGUUUUAGACGUAGCACCUUAGCCUUUCCUCGGUCCUUAAUAUGUGUUCUUCUUACAGUAUAACUUUGCAGUUUCUUGUACGUCAGUUAGCUGUUAGGGUCUUGUUCUGUGAAGAUGGCAUGGUGCCCUCAGCCUUUGCAUAUACUCUCUCAGUAUUAAUUCCCAGUAAAUAAUCAGUCAACCAACCAACCUCCCUCUCCCAGCCCCAGUGGCUCGAAAAUCUUGCUGCUUUGUCUUAGCAUUCCAAGAAAGUGCUUCCAGGUAUUUUAGAGAGUCCUCAGUUCCAAGUCUUAGGCUACAUUUCAAAUCUUGGAUACCCUUAGACAUCAUGUAAAACUAAUCUGUACGCUUUUCCUUCUCCAAGACUGAAAGGAUGGAAGCUGAGGUAGAGGCACAGGGUCGAUGGACACCAUAUUGAGAGUAUCAACAGAGAGUAAAAAGAACACUAGAAACCCCACUUCAGCAUGGGAAUAAGUGAUUUUCAGCUGCAAUAAGCCAUGCCUCACUGGUCACACAGUGACUUGAUAUAUUUCUUUUGGGUGCUGCACUGAGAAUAUCCAUGGGAAACAUAUUCACACAUUUCGGUUGAUGCUCACAUAUUCAACACAGACAUCCUCUACUCUCACAAGCUGCAUGGCUUAGUGGAUAAAAUACUGCCUUCUGCCUCUGGGACCAUGAUAGAAGCCCAGCCUGGGAUCACAUGAAAAAUGAGCUGAAUGUCUAAUGGACGGCAGUCCACUUCUCAAAACCACUAUUCAUUAUUUGGCACGUCUAGCAGUGCUUGCUCCGAAGAGGUCUAGACUCAAUCAAUCUCUCAUAGAAGUUGCGUUACCUUUUGUUCUUCCUCUCACCUUUUCCCCCUCCAGCCCUUCUCAAAAGCAAUGUUUUCAAAAAAGGGAUUAAGAUAAUAAAUGGGUGAGUUUGUACAAGUCUGUGUAACUACUGCCUGCAAUCCUAACAGGCCUGAAAGGUUAUUGGAGGACUUUGAUAUCUAGUUUCUGCUAGUUAUCAACAUGGCAUCAAUAUUCACCCAAAUAUGAACACUUCUUAAAAGGCAGGAAGAUCUCCUCCUUGAGAUAUAGGGUGUAAUGCUUUUGUGUUCUCUUUACUCUGUCCUUGUUAUGGUGUAAGAGAGCUGUACUGCUACAGACAAUUUAAUUAAUAAUGGGAAGCCAUAUUGAUAAUGGAUGUGGUAAUAUUUGUAAAGCAAACCUACUUUAAGUAGCAGAAACUAACGAAAUUGCUUUUCCUUGAUCACAUGUAGCACUUUUGUUACUUUUUUCUUAAAGAUAUUUAUAUUUGAUAAAUCUUUUUUUUAAUCAUUUGAGAAUUCAAAAUACCAAACGACGAACUUGCAUUACAGAGUCACCCUGCGAUCACCUUGUCAUCUAGUAUCUAAAUGAUGAACUGUGUAUGCAUCUAAGAAAAUUACAUCUGCUGGCAUUGUGUGGAAGUGAUCUCUGGCAUCCUGAUAAAAGUGAUAUGUCGCUGCCGGUAAGAGGAAGCUGUUCACUGGAAGCAGCACGGGAUGCGUUAGAGACGGGCUAGGCUGCAUUAUAUCUUUGAAAAAAUUAAUGCAUUUACAUAGCAUUUCCACUGCAUUCCAUUUUAUCUUCCCUGCUGCAUGGAAAUAGUUUCAGAGGGAAGGUGGCUUAGUUUUGAAGCAUGGCUUUCCUUUGUCUUUUGUUCAUUUUUAAAGGUGAAGGGAAGUUACUAUGACUUGUUUUGGUUUUAUUCCUUCCCAUCUCCUCCUCCCCCAGCUUUGCAGGAUGUUUGCAACUUGAAACCAUCAGAUAUAAUUGCCAGCACUUAGAAAAAGAAAGAAAGAAAGAAAAAAAGACACAAUUGUGGCACAUCAGCAGGUUUUUAGCCAGCCUUAAACUCCCUGAAGGUAAAGACUAACUAGAUCAUGUUUAUGUCUACUAAUCUGCUGAAAGCUGUUUAGGUAGAUGUGGGAGAUUCUGUGCUUACAGAGGGCACAGAGUUGGCACCUCUUUGCCCCUGUGACUUUGAAGAUAUAUAGGCAGGGCUUGGCCCUGUCGUUCAUUUAUGGAUUUCAUUGGAAAAUGUAUGUGCUUUCUUUAGCAGUAGAUCACUGAAGCAGAAUGGAGCUGUCUUUUUCUGUUUUGUUGUAUUUCUUGAGUAGGCAAAUUCAUGAAUAGCGUCAGGAUAGACUCAGGAAAGAACAAAAUUGGUUCAGUCACAUUGCAGUGUUCUUUCUGUGUGUGUGUGUGUGUGUGUGUGUGUCUCUCUCUCUCUCUCUCUCUCUCUCUCUCUCUCUCUCUCUCUCGGUACUAGCAAGCAAAGGGGUGGGGGGGAGGGAUGUUUUUGCACCGCAGGAUAAUCAUCAAGCAAACUGUAGCUUCAGUGGAAUUUUACCUACUUAUUCAUACUACAGUCACACACACAGCUGACAAGAAACCACUGCGAUUUAUUGCAAGGAGAUUUUAAUAAUCAGUGACCUCUUUAUGCUGGUUUGCCAUCAGAGUUUGUUCUAGCUGUUCCAUUUUAAAGAAUCGAAUCAAACUGAUAGACAGCUGCACCUACGAAAUAAAUAUUGCUUACAUUUUUACCUUAAAAGUCAUUUUUUGAAACAAACAUCUAUUUAGAGAAUGAAGGAAGAAUAACACCAAUACAGUAAAGGCCAGAUCCUUAUCUCUGCUGCACUGGUGUAAAUUUGAAAUAACUCCACUAAAAAGAAUGGAUUUAAACCACUGUAUAGGAGAGAAUCUGGCCUUCACUCUGUCUAGCACAGUCUUACGGCUCCUGUGUUCCAUAACACAUCAAAAAGAAUAAACAGAUGAACAACUUAUGUAUAAUUAGCUAUCAGUGGCUCUUCUGUCCUAAGUUGCAGCUUGCUGGUAAGCAGCAGCCUUCGCCCCACCAGAGGAAGAUCAUAGGCUGAUUCAGUAAGUAAGAAAUGCCUUAAGCGAGCCAUGUGCUACAUAGUUCUGUUCAUCUCCCUUCAUCUGCAUUCUGUUUGAUCUCUGUACGGCCCCCAGAAGAUAUGAUCAAGGAAUAUGACCUUAGCCAUCCUCAAUAUCCUGAUGACACUGAGCUCUCUGACUCCCUCCUUAGCCCGUCGUGGACUGUUUCUUGAUUGACAGACACUUGUUUUGAUGAGGAGUAGCCAAUCUAGGCUCUCAUUAGAUAACUCCCGGCUACCGCGUUGAGGGAAACCUUUUCAAGACAUUUUGGAAUGGCUUCUGCAGCCUUGUCGUUCAGGGCAAGGACAAUGCUGGUGAGACAACACUGGAAAUUAAGGUUUUCUCUGGGUCACUCCCUCAACAAGCUGAGCCAGUCCUGAGACUAUUUUCAUCUCUACAUUUUCUGUCAAAUCAGGUUUUUCUGUGCAGUGCUGCAGUUCAGACCUUGUUACAGACAUUCAUACCUUCAUCACCUUCAGGCUAAAUUACUGUGCAGCACUCCCACUUGGGUUCUGCUCGAAACUGAUCUGAAAGCCAAAUUGGUUACAGGAUGGUUACCGACUCCUUCCAUGGAUGCAGUGUGAAGAAUCGAUCAUUCCUUCCUUUCAGGCAGCUGUUAACACCAACAAAUUCAAUCCAGAUUAUCUCAUGGUUCAUAGUACUUUAGCCAGCGUUUUUUGCCAUCUUCCAGAGCAGGAGAGGUUGGCUGGGUUGUCCUUGGUGUCUAUCCCUAGAUAUUAUUGGAGCUUGUGGGAGUGCAGUGCAGUACAGGGCUCCAUCCAUGGAGUUCCCCUCUCUGAGGACAUUCCCCAGAGUUUUCCUGUGGCUGACUCCUGACUCUGCAUCAGGCAUUUCUCCUCCGAUUUGUUCAUCUUUGGCUAUUUCAUUGCUCCCCUUUUCUUUAACUCCUCUUUUUCUUUGCUCAUGUAGUUGGGACCGUGUCUUUUCCUGGAUUGUUAUGUGUAAAAUAUUCAUUUACAUUUGGUACCGAUGUCCAAAUAUUUUGCAACAGAUGCCUUAGAUAAUAAGUUAACACAGCGGCAGACGGACAGCAUUUUUCUUCGAUGCCCUGGUGAUGCAGAGACGUCUUUGAAGUACUUGGAGGUGUUACAACAGUUUCACUGCUCCAAUAAAUGUGUUCUUACCAAGAAGGGAGUUUCUAACUUUGACCUAUGUUUUCUAGCAACACUAUGUUGACCUAGCAUGAUUGUGAGUGGCGUUUGUUUGUGUUUUAUUUUUACCUACUUAAAAUAUUCUCCUAUAAGAGAUGGGCCUCGUCUGCAAAGUCUGGAUCCAGCUUUCCAAAACUGUCGGGUAUUUAUAUUCAUAGUUUUGGUUCAGACCUAUCUGUAAUAUAAAUUGUAGUGGUGACCUAUUAUGCUUAUGUGAGUCUUCAUUGAAUUUCUCAAUAACUCUAUUGUAUUCCAUUGACUAUAGUGGAGUUUAAUGGAUCGGUGUUUUCAUAACACCCAGGCUAUUUAUGUAGGUGGAUGGAUGGUUUUUGGGAAGGGUUUUAGCAUAUAUUGACUGGACUUUCUACCGUCUCGCUAUUGUGGCUGGGAAUCUUUUAGGUUUGGCAUAGCUAAUGAGAUUAUAAGUAUCACUUUCGUAUGCAGACUGGCAAGAUUUUUGCUAUUUUACUCCUCAUGUAAAGCUAGUAAAAUCAUAGGAUAUGUCUACUCUGUAAGCCCAGGAUUCAAAUUCAGGCUCAAGCCAUACCCUCCUGCUGUCUACAUACACAUCACUCUAAUCCAGAGUUCGGACCCACGACUCUAUGGUGGUGGGGGGUCCUAGCCUGAGUCAAACUGGGACUGAGGGGGUCAAGCCCGAUUGCUUUGUAGUUUAGCUGCAGUCCCACUGGAUUUGUGCUCUGGGAGUCUGAGAAAAGUAUCCCACCAUCCCACAGGCCAACUUUUUGUCCUCAGGACAGUCAAGUUUGGUGAACAAUCAUGUUUUCCCACACUGCACCCAAACAAAGGACGAGAGCAGACACAUUAUGGGAGGGCAGUAGGAAGUCUGGGAUAUGGGUGGUUGGACUCGGGCCCACAUAAUACAGUGUAGACACUGAAGCGCCAGGUUGAGACUCAGGGUUCAAUAAUUCCUAAUCUUGGGUUACAAAUGAGCACAGCUGCUCAAACCCAAGCUCUGAGUUUACUUUGCAAUGUAGGCAUACUCCCAGAAGUGUGGCAGUUUUAUAGAAGUAGAAUGGCAUAUGGUCAGCUUGUAUCUGAACUGGUCAAAAUCUUUUUGUCUUGCUGUCUUAAAGGGACAUCAAGAUUUCACUAAGGUUUUCAGCUUCAGUACUCUUCUAUCAUCACUCUGGCUUACCUCGUGCAAUCAAAUUAGUCUUGUCACACAGAGCUAUCUGGUAAUUGCAGCAGGAUUCCACUGGCUGGCUGGGUACAGUCACAGAAUCAUAGAAAUCUAGGGCUGGAAGGGAUCUUUAGAAUCCCUUGCCCCAUACGGAGGCAGUACCCAAGUAUACCUCGUCCACCCUGAAAGGUGUUUCUCUCACCUGUUUUUAAAAACCUCCAGUGACUGAGAUUCCAUAGCCUCCCUUGGUAACCUGUUCCAGUAUAUAACUAUCCUUACAGCAGGAAAGAUUUUCCUAAUAUCUAACCUAACUCUCCCUUGCUACAGAUUAAGCCCAUUACUUCUUGUCCUGCCUUCACUGGACAUGGCAAAACUUGAAGACUGUUUUCCGGUCCCCACUCAGACGACUUUUCUCAUGACUAGAUGGGCACAUUUUUUAAAUCUUUCCUCAGAGAUCAGGUUUUCUGAACCUCUUGUUAUUUUUGUUGCUGUAUUCUAGAUCUCUCCAGUUUGUCCACAUCAUUCUUAAAGCGUCUUUUAUUGUACACAUGGGUCAGACUUGCAAAAUCGGUGUGUGGAUUUUGAAUGCAUAAAAUCACAACACUGCCCCUAACUAUUUAAUCCAGGAUUUUGAUUCCCCUUGUAGCUUGAAUUGAGAUCCAAGUGUAGAUUCCCAUCUUUCUCCCUUAACUUCAUAAGUAUUUGUGUCCAAGAUCUGGUUUGAGUCUCUUAAGUUAUAUUAGGUUGGAACACCAGGAACUGGUCACUAUGACAGUAUUUGCCCUGGUGGGUUUUGAAUGGAGGAAAAUGCCCCAUCUAAUUUCCUCAUGUCAGUUCAUUUCUGAUGGUUGUGAUGUCUUUUAGAAAGUACAUUUCUUUCCCCUAACCAGGACAUUGUGAAUUUAGUAUUGCUUACUAUUCAUCAGCUAAGUAAUUUAUCUCUUCCUUCAGGUCACAGUUUGUGAGAUUAUGACCAAGGAACUUUGGGUUUCUCGUCAGAAAAAACUCCCUUGCUCAUAUUUAGUAAAGGGCUUUCCAGUAGCUGCUGCAAUUUUUUUUCAGUGCAAUUUUUUUCAUUGACAAUAUUGUUUGCUUACAAUCUUCACACAUUUUUAGGUAAUAAUUUUUUUAUUUGGUUUAGCAAUUUUGCUCUUGACGUGGGUCUGUGUUGAAAAAUGAGUUGUAUGUCACAACCAAAAUGUAUUCAUUAUUGUGGAUAUAGGACUUUUUCUGUUGUUUAAUGCCCUCCUGCUGAAUUCAUUGGGGCUACGUAGACACCAGCUAACUUUUGCAGUUUUACUGAGCCAAGACAUACUCCUCAUCAUUCCCUUGAACGGAAGGCGAGUGCACUGAUCAGGAGUACCAACGAGCUGGGUUGCAGAGUAUUUCCAAAUAAAGCAUUCCUUUCUGUGCUUUUUUUAAUAGCUAGGAUAUUUACUCAGAAUUUUGAAUCAGUUGUUGGCCAACACAGAUUUGGCAAACUGAAAAGCAUGACCGGAAACCCCUGUCUCUUAGUUUCAUUUAGCAUUGUCUAAUUUACAGUAGUUAAAUUGUCCAAUUAAAGAUUUCCAUGUUAAUGAAAAAAGAGGUGGCUGCUACAAAUUAGAAUUUCAGAUAAACCAAAUUUAUUUUUCUCUCUUAAGAGAAAUGCAGUAGAGGAUUGAAUUUGGUCAACUAAGGACUUUAAGCAGAUGUGACAGUGUUUUAAACGUGUUGUUCUACACAGCAAAAAAAGGUAUUAUCAAUGGAGUUAUAGUCCUUCAACGUCUUCUCUAUCAUCCUCUUGUGUGAAAUACAUGUCGUACUCUAAUUUGUGUUAAUGAGGAAAAAUAACCAAAUAUAUUUGGUUUCUUCAGGAUUUGUCUUAUCCAGUCUAACUAGAAUGUUCUUAGAGUGCUCAUUGCUAUAGUAUCUAAGGGCUGAAUCAUGCUGACAAAUUGAGAAGUGGCUUUAGAGAGAAAUAUGGCUAUUCUCUUUUGUGCCUCUUUUCAAGUUUGGCUGUUGAGUUUGUUUUCAUCCGUCUAAACAAUAAUAAUCCAUGGAUAAUACACAGCUUUUCUCUCUGCAGUUCUUUCCAGUAAUCGUUGAAGCACUCAGGCCAGGGGUUUAGAUGCUACAAGUAGGUGUGAGUGCGUUAAUGCCAUUGAGCCCUCGUGAGCUGUAUAAUGGAUCUUUGAUGUUUGUGUACGUAUAGUACAUCUACUGAAAUGAUCUGGCAAAAUGCUCUCUCUUCCAUUUUCAUUCUCUCUCUUUUUAAUGUAAGUGGUGUGCUCUGUUGUAAUUCACUCUCAAAUUCAUACUGGUGUGUUGUGAUCAGAUGAAGGUUCUGUUCAAUCUUUUCAAACUGUAGCCAUGGUAAUUGGGUGGGUAGAAUGAAUACAUAAAAGUGUAAUGGCAGUUUUGAAUGACUGGGUGUCCACCUGACAUGUAAUUAGCUGCUUCAGGAAAAUGUAGAUUGGCAUGGUUGUAAUUAAAAGGAUUUCUGUCCUUGUACGUGAUUGAAAACAGCAGCUCUUCCAUUCCCUAAUUUCCUUUAGUACCAAUGCGCUCAACAAUGUUUGGAACAGCUACUCAGUAACAGGGCCAGCUCCAGGGUUUUUGGUGCCCCAAGCAGCAAAAAAACCAAACCGCAAUCGUGAUCAGCUCUACCGCUGCCGCUUCAGUCUUCAGUGGCAAUCCGGUGGGUUUUCCUUCUCUCCAAGAGGGAGUGAGGGACCCACCGCCGAAGAGCCGGACAUGCCGCCCCUCUCCGUUGGCCGCCCCAAGCACCUGCUUGCUGGGCUGGUGCCUGGAGCCAGUCCUGCUUAGUAAACUAAAAUAAUGGCCUGUUCCUUAUAAUGCUGGACAAAAACUGGGAUUAGUUUUCUAUGCAAAGCUUCUUUCUCUUUCUUUUAUCCUGGCCAUAUCUAUAUAGCUUCUCAUUGGGUUGCAAUGGCUUAAUUAUUUUCCAUUUCCUGAAUCAAGGAUCACUAGAAACGCAGAGAACCCAGUUUAUUUCACACUUUAAUACUGGCAUUGCUUUCAUCCUGAAUCUGUCAUUGCAAUAUACUGCUUGUAUUGUUGUCCAACCCCUGGACUAGACAGUCUAACUAGCUCUUAGAUGCUCAUGCUCAUAAGUAAUCUUGUUGUAUUAUCUCAUUCUGGGAAUGUCGUCAGCAGUUGUCAUCAAGUUUUGAGCUGCAUGUCACUUAGACUGCCUAUUGUUAUGAGUAACAUGGAGAAGUGAUAUGAGUUAGCUCAUGUUAUACCUCAGAUAUCAAAAGAUAUCCUAAUGUCAAACAGUAACUCAGUUGUCCUCCACUUGCUGUUCUACUCUGUAACAGAGCUGAAUAUAUAGUGGUGACCCAAGCUGAUUUGAAAGUCACUGCAUAAGUUCUCACUGGAUACUGUCAAACACUUAGACUCAUAGACUUUAAGAUCAGAAGGGACCAUUAUGAUCAUCUAGUCUGACCUCCUGCAUAACGCAGGUCACAGAAUCUCACCCACCCACUCCUGUAACAAACCCCUAACCUAUGUCUGAGUUAUUGAAGUCUUCAAAUCAUGGUUUAAAGACCUCAAGGUGCAGAGAAUCCUCCAGCAAGUGACCCGUGCCCCACGCUGCAGAGGAAGGUGACAAAUCUCCAGGGCCUCUGCCAAUCUUCCAUGGAGGAAAAUUCCUUCCCGACCCCAAAUAUGGCGAUCAGUUAAACCCUGAGCAUGUGGGCAAGACUCACCAGUCAGCACCUAGGAAAGAAUUCUCUGUAGUAACUCAGAUCCCAACCCAUCUAACAUCCCAUCACAGACCACUGGGCAUAUUUACCUGCUAAUAAUCAAAGAUCAAUUAAUUGCCAAAAUUAGGCUAUCCCAUCAUACCAUCCCCUCCAUAAACUUAUCAAGCUUAGUCUUGAAGCCAGAUAUGUCUUUUGUCCCCACUACUCCCCUUGGAAGGCUGUUCCAGAACUUCACUCCUCUAAUGGUUAGAAACUGUCUAAUUUCAAGUCUAAACUUCCUAAUGUCCAGUUUAUAUCCAUUUGUUCUUGUGUCCACAUUGGUACUAAGCUUAAAUAAUUCCUCUCCCUCCCUGAUAUUUAUCCCUCUGAUAUAUUUAUAAAGAGAAAUCAUAUCUCCCCUCAACCUUCUUUUGGUUAGACUAAAUAAGCCAAGCUCUUUGAGUCUCCUUUCAUAAGACAGGUUUUCCAUUCCUCGGAUCAUCCUAGUAGCCCAUCUCUGAACCUGUUCCAGUUUGAAUUCAUUCUUCUUAAACAUGGGAGACCAGAACUGCACACAGUAUUCCAGAUGAGGUCUCACCAGUGCCUUGUAUAACGGUACUAACACCUCUUUAUCUUUACUAGAAAUACCUCGCCAGAUGCAUCCCAAGACUGCAUUAGCUUUUUUAACAGCCACAUCACAUUGGCAGCUCAUAGUCAUCCUGUGAUCAACCAGUACUCCAAGGUCCUUUUCCUCCUCUGUUACUUCCAACUGAUGUGUCCCUAGCUUAUAACAGUGAUUCUUAUUAUUAAUCCCUAAAUGCAUGACCUUUCACUUUUCACUAUUAAAUUUCAUCUUAUUACUAUUACUCCAGUUUACAAGGUUGUCCAGAUCUUCUUGUAUGAUAUCCCGGUCCUUCUCUGUAUUAGCAAUACCUCCCAGCUUUGUGUCAUCACAAGGCGAGACAAACACUCCCCCAUUGUGCUUUUGGAGUUGAUGCAAGAGAAACAUUAUCUAAUGAUGGAUCUUGAGUACCACUGGGCUGGGUCUAUGCUGCAUUUUCACCCCACUAACAUUUCUCACCAUUGUUGUCACCAGUGCCACCCUGGUAUUUUAAUCAUAUUGGACCAGAUUUACAAAGGCACUUCAAGAUACAGACAGGUAUCUAGCGGGAUUUGCCCAAGAAGCUUAGGCACUCUUUUAAAUCCCGGUAGAUACCUUUCUGUUUCCUUAGGUGCCUAAAUAUCUUUGUAAAUCUGGCUGAUUGUCCAGUGCUGUUCAGAGCAGGCCUACCUGAAGGAUGGCUAAAAAUCUGUUUAUGCUAGUUCUCUCGACAUGACCAUCUCCAGUGGUGCUGUACUGGCAUUAGGAAUGUCAGGACAUUUUUUGGUGGGGAAUCAUAAUGUGUACAAGACUUUAGGCAUUAAUUUUGCUGCUAUUGUUUGCUAAACUACCUAGAUUCUUUCCUAACUUGCCUGACUCAAGUCUUCCAUGUCAUGACAAGACACACAAUGUAGCAUAACUAACGUACAUUUAUAAUUAGUGUGUCUUUAAGAGGAUAACUUUGGCUUUCUGAUCUCCGUUUUGACAUCAAGAUUUUUUUUAAAUACAUUUACUUAUAAAGUUGUCCAUUGAAUCAUUCAAGCAGAGCAAAAGCGAUAAUGGAAAAUAAGUCAUUGACUAAUCUUCUGCAUCCAGUAUAUCCCGAUAGGUACAUGUUACAUUCCACAAGGCAUAUUGGACAUUGGAGAUGCUUAUUAUUUGUCUGCUGAUAAAGUUGCUGCUAUCAGUUUGACAGGACUGUAGCAACGGUACUAUAAACACCACUCCAGUGCUAACCAGGGCCAAGGAUCUGGAAUAUCAGCUCAUUAAGGAGUUUUUCCUAAACUGGGGUGUGAGGCAUUGCCUUUGCAUUUUGUGACCGUAUCUUUGAAAUCAACAUUGAAUCAGAUCUUCUUUAGCACAUUUUGAAUUACCUUUUUAAGAUGCAUGUUUUCUCCAAGUGCAAACUAGAGACAGGGUUGGUUUACAUUAUAGAUAGCAAUGGAUGUAAUUGGCCAAAUUUCAAUGGAGCUGCUCUGGAUUUACUCUGGCAAAGUCAAAAUUUGGCCUGAUGCUGCGAAAGUCCAGCUACUUUGUAAGAGAGUAUUAAACCACUAAAAGAGAAGAGAAAAUGAUUGAAUCCUAUAUGCACUAAAUUUUCAUCUUCAGAAGUGAAAGACAUGUAACCACACUGGGUUGUCCUGGAUUUUUGUUGUUUCAGUAUAUUGUGAAAUCAAUUCUAGUUUUCUGUUUGCCAGAAAACCCAGUUUUUUUAACAUUGUUAGUCAAUAACCAUUUUUCUUCCAUUUUAGUUUUGAUGCUUAGAUAAAGUAGUAAAUUUGGAGAAGAAUAACCCUAAACGUGAUCUCCUUUUUAUUCAUUUCUAAACAGUCUCUCUCUGGUUCCCCAGACCAUCAGUGUUUUUGAUUGUCUCUUGAUCCCUAUGGGUGUUGAUGACUCUUAACAAAAUAGGAUUUAAUACUGAUAGUAUAGGGUGCCAUUGCAAACUUCUGCCUGACCUGCCAAAUUAUCAUUCUAUAUCAUAGAUAUUCAAUCAUCUAGACUUGCAGGUCACCUCUUUGAUCAUCUGGUCAGUCUGCUUGCAAGAGCAGAAUUGGACCUGGAGUGCCAGUAAAGAUCCAGUGUGACACUAUCAAAUAUUUGAAGUUACGGGUAUGUGACACCUACUGCUGUCCUUCCAACAAAUUCAUUAGGCAUUUCUAGCAUGCGGUUAAAGUACUCAGGUUUGUCUGGUAUGAUUAGUUCUUUGUGUAAAUCGUGGUAGUCAUUGCUGGUGAUACUCGGUGUACAGGAAUUCUUUUUUUAACUACACGUUAUAUUAUUUAACCAUGCGGAUGGCAAACAACCUGGAGAAGACUGUUGUUGAUCAUCAUAUUACUGUUUUGCCCCACCAGUCCUCUUGAAUCUCCCUCUCUUUUCCAUAACGUUACUAACUGCCCCCCCUUUUUGUUUUGGUGAUGGUGGUGGUAAGUUCAUUACAGAUUCCCAGGGGAUGCCAGUCUUACAUAUUUGCUGAUUUCUGUAUAUGUUCUAUUUUUCCAUAUCAUGUCAUCUUUUCUUAGAAUCUCUAUUUACAAGAUGUUUAUUGUUUCCUGAUUUGUCCUGUAUCUUUCUGAUUUAAAAUGUAAUUUGAAAAAAGCAGCUCAGGAGCUCAGUCCUGUUAAAUGAUAUGGCAUAUCACCACCUUCAUUUAUUAAUGAGAGAGCUGCCUCUCUGGGCUCUUACCGUCUCCUGAUAUUAGUGAAAGCCUUGCUUACCUCGCUUAACUUCUUGUGUUAGAAUUGACUUCUUGCUUGCUGCACCCUUCCCCCCACCCCUGUAGUCUUACACUCUUCUUAUUUGGUUCCUCCCUGCCGUCUCCGUUUCUGGGACGGGCACUGUAUUGCACUCAGAUCUUUGAGCAGUAUAUCUAUUAGUCACUUUUUUAUCUGUUUAAUAGUACUUCUGUCGAACUCACUGUAUUGUUAGACUUUCCCUUAUCAAAUGUGGCUGUAUCAGAUGCCUAGCUGAAUCCAGAUACGUUGUCCAUGCUGAAGUAUAAAUCUGAAACAUUUUGUAGAGUCAACCCUCUGACCAUAAAAAGAAAACCAAACCACAUCAAUUCAGGCAGUUUACAGUAGGUUCUUCACUAGUGACCUCCUGAAUGAAAUAACUCAGUGGUAAGUUUUGGACCAUGGCUAAAGGUCACUUCCAGGGUGUUUUUUCCAUUUGGUUUUGUUCCUUUUCAUACUUGAAGCUUGAAACUCUUACACUAAUUACCAGUGUUUUGGUUUGCACACUCGUUUGCUAUUGCCCACCCUUGUGAUGCCUGAGCUGUGAACAGGAUACAAUAGAUCUGCAGAGGCUUGAUAGUGACUCUGAUCCUUGCCUCUCCCAGGUUCUAGGGCUGCUGUCCGUCUUUGCGGUCAGGGUGGCUUUGGGGUUUUCGGAGGUGGAGGGGUUGCCAAUUGAUAUAAGAUACAAAAAUUAGGUUCAAAUGUUUGGCUUCCCAACUUCGACUGUUAUCCACUGAAGCGGCUCUUUAUUUCUCGACUGAUGUUCAAAUUCCCGCACUCUCUUGUGAUUUACUCUUAACUGGAGAUUCUACCUCUUUCUAGUUUAUCUGAGCUCAGAGCUCAGCUUCAUUUUCUGACAGUAGCAGUUGCCUGUUUCAUUGUUCUUUG
This is a messenger RNA of Gopherus flavomarginatus (Mexican gopher tortoise), 15766 nucleotides long. RefSeq names its product homeobox containing 1 (gene HMBOX1). Gene Ontology annotation, biological process: positive regulation of DNA-templated transcription. NCBI's taxonomy places the organism in Eukaryota, Metazoa, Chordata, Testudines, Testudinidae. Gene Ontology annotation, molecular function: double-stranded telomeric DNA binding. Gene Ontology annotation, cellular component: nucleus. Bases 1209 to 2576 code for a protein of 455 amino acids. The record is from RefSeq and is a predicted model, not a curated record. The transcript has 10 exons.